AUUAUUUCAUGGUUCUAAGCCGAUGGAAAAUUUAUUGAGCCAGAAGAUUGUGUCGUCGUUUAAUUUCUUUCCCCCUUUAUUGAUACUAAAAAAAUACUCGUUUAUUCACCUUAUCCAUUAUUAAUGUAUUCAAAUCAGAACUAACAUGCACCUGUUGGCGUUCGUAUACUUGUCAGUACGUGUUGGAAUGUCGAAACAAAGUCUAGAUAUUAUUACGAUCGAAAGUGAAACGUGAUUAUUUGUAAGUAUGGAGGAGAAAAUUGGUAAAACAGAGAUCGAGAACACUUUCAUGUUUCAAAAAGUCUGGCCAAAAUCCACGACAAUAUUGAGCACAGUCGAAAUUCGCUUCACAACUGGAAAAGUGGAUACAUCUAGCAACAUUUAUAGGAACGAGGGUAAGGGGGGAGAUCAUGCCGAGAAACGUUUCCUUGACGAAUUGAAAAGUAAAAUUGCACAACGCCAAGUAACAGGAUUAAAAGCAAAACUGGUUCAAAACUACUCGCCCUGUCGGACAUGUGCAAACGACAUCUCCGAGUUUAUGGACAAGGACUGUAAGGACAUUGAAUUUUAUCCAGAAAUAGAGUUUGCAAACUUCUACAAAGAUAAUCCCGACAACCUAGGUGGGUUAGAAAUGCUAAAGGAAAAGGGUGUUGUAUUUGAAUUACUUGAAGGUGAAGAGAAGUGGGGAGCGUUCUUAGAUGACGCGACCUUCGUGAGCUUAAACGACGUUGAAAAAAAGGAACUACUUGACAGGGCAAAGUCAGAAGCCAGAAAGAUAAACGAAGUCAAUGCUUUAAAAAUCUUUAACAACCAUGGACUAGGGAAUACAUCCCAGCCUUCAGGUAAAUAAAAAUCAAUUAUAGAGCAAUAUUCUCAUUGUAAAAAGAAAAGAGAAAUGGAAGACGUGGGAAUCCUCAGCGUGAUAAUAUCCGAGGCUUUAAGUAAGCAAGAAGCGAUAAAGUAAUAUUCUCGUAUAGCAAAUUGAAAGUUGCUUAGCAUUAGUCAUUGAUUACAUUUGUAGCCUUCAACUAUAGAAGCUCUACUGAUUACAAAAGAGUGCAUAAAAUGUGUUUCAUAUAUUUGAAGACGAUUCUAUAAACUCUGCAAACAUGUAUCUUAGUCCUUAGACAAACAAGGCCACAUCUAGGCAACAUUUCAUAAAACAAAAUAGUCGCUUUUUAAUUUUAAGAAACUAAAUUGUGCUAAAUUAUGGACAACAACAGCUAGCAUGAAUUUAUAAUAUUUCUAUAUACACAACGAGUCUUGGAUGUAGAUCUAUAUCGGAUAUACAUGCAGGUGUAUAAAAAAAGGUAAUCCAACUUUGGCAUGUUAUCGCAUAUAUUACGUUGAGCCAUUUACCUUUUUUAUACGAAUAAAGAUCAGGCCUUUAGCUGUCGAAUGCUACCUUUCUUGUAUCAUUGCGAUCAAAAGUAGCCAAAUACGAUCCGAUUUAAAAAUGCCGGCCGAAAUCGCAUUUUUCCAGCGUUGGGCAUUGCAUGUAAAGCUAUUAGGGAGUUUACGAUCUACGACGCGGCCGGCUCGACGACGCGCUUUCAAAACAAAGAAAUUUGUCAUGCAAGAUAAAAACUGAAUAGUUCGUGGUCCCAUGCAGGGGUAUUUUCAACGGCGUUGUCAUGCCCAGCACAACGUUAAACUAAGCAUUAUCACGUCUUUCAAGCAACGUGAAAGCUUAUUGCGACCCAAGACUCCAAGAGGUGUUACUUAAAGUCGAAAUUACAGCAAACAUUGCAUCGCUUCAGCCGAACGUAGCAGUUCGUAAGGUUGAUUUGAAAAAGUGUCAAAUAUUUAUUACAGUAAUCAAAUUGCUUAGCGCUCAUUCUUGAGCUGAAAUUUAGGCUGCGUCGUUGAUCCGGCCGCGUCGUAAUCGUAAACUCUCUAUUGUCUGAUGGCGCAACGCAUGUGUAAGCACAACCUCGUUCCCAAGUUCAAUCUCGUUCCCUGAGCCUGCGAUCCUCGGGAAGGAACGUGAGACUCUAGGAUUAUCCGUUUCAGGGAGGAAUCUGAUUGGCCGUUGAUAUGGAAUGCGCAGUUCGAUCUUAGCCAGGAUUCCUUGGUCCUAGCUUCCGGCAACGGAUUAUCCCAUUCGUAUCACGUUCCGUUGAGCAUCACGUUCCUUCCCGAGGAUCGUAGGCUCGGGGAACGAGAUUGCAUCAAGUUUUGAUAAAUUUUUCCUCGGCCAACAAAUGUUCGAAAAUUGGAAUAACAUUUAAUGUUUAUAUCCCAAAGGUGGAAAAGUGCGAAAUCAACCGAUUACUUUAAAUCAAAUCGUAUUUGGUUAUUUUUCAUCGCAAUCAUUCCAUAAAGAUGUUAUUUAACAGCUAAAAGCCUGAUCUAUAUAAAUACGAAAACAGAAAACCUAUAAACGUAAUAAUUAACGCAUGAUAACAUGUCAAAGUUGGAUUACCUUUUUUUAUAUACACGCUGUAUAGUAACUAUUUUGUAGUUAUUGUAAUUUUUAAAUUUUACACAAUUCAGCCAUAGUAGGCUGGCUGCAAUGUAAAAUUGUAUCAAUUAAACUAUCUAAGGUAGUAUCUAUCUCAUGUCUGUUCCCCUCGAAUUAGUAAAUUAGAGUCAGUAAACAAACUGGCACCAUAUAUGUUUAGUGUAUAUGGAUAAUGAUCAUGGUGAUGACAUCGGCAUCGUACAUUUAAACAAUUUUAGAGUAUUUGAUCAUGGAACUAUAAUACGCAUGCAUAUUUACUUGUUUCAACAGAUGCGGAUCCUAGUAAAGGACCUGCAGCGCAGCAAAGAACGUACUAUUGUUACAGUCAAACCGGAUGUUCUCUUGCGAGCAAGAUUGCAAUAUUGUCCCACAAUACUGCAAUUUUGAUAGGCAGAUUGCUCUGGGCAAUUUAGAACCGAUGCGAACAAACUUUGAAUUCAUAAAAGAUUGGUAAACAUUAAGCCUCUGAUUGGACUAUUAGAAAAAGGGAAGCCAAUCAAAUAGUCUGAGCAACUUUUAGUCCAAUCUAUCAGAAGCUUUGUUUACAAAUCUUUUGUGAAUUUAAACUUGCAAUUUGUUCGCGUCGGUUGCCGAAUUGCUCAGAGCAAUCUGCCUAUCAAAAGUGCAAUAUUGUGGGACAAUAUUGCAUUGUUGCUCGCAAGAGAACAUCCGGUUUGACUGUAAAGACAAAACUGAGAUCUAGAAGGUGACAAUAAUGAUGACAAUAACCAUGGUAUUUUAAAAAAGAGUUUAUUUAAAAUAACUUUGAACACAAAUAUCAUAUUUACUUAUUUCAACAGAUGGGGAACAGCAAAACCAUUAGAAAUGAUAAUGAUGAAGAUUAAGAUGACAAUGACGAUGAUAAUAAUAUAGACUGAAAUGGACAUGUAGAUGCAUGAUAAUAUAGAUAUGUACUAUGUAGAUGAUAUAAAAUAUAAACAUGUAGAUGAAAAUAUAGAGAUGUAGAUGAUAAUAUAGACAUGUAGACGAUACUAAAUAGUCUAGGCUAAAUAAUUAAUAUAAGUAAGCGUGAUACUUGAUGUAACUGCAAAGCCCCAAUUGGGAGUGAACUGAAUAAUAAUAAGUACUAGUUACUAUAUACUUAAAACAUAUAAAAUGCAUGACAACGUAGAUGUGCUUGGCAGAACAUCCUGUUGUUAAAUAUAGCCCUCACUGUAUUGGUUUCAUUUGUAUUGCUAAAUUAUUAAAAAACCAUUGGUGUUCGUUGAACGUUUAUAUUUAGUAGAUAUGACAAAUAUAACGGGAUAUUAAUAUCAAUUUAUGUCUAUUUUAAAAUGUGUAGUUGUUCAAAGCUGGAUUAGCGCUAACCACUGAU
This is a messenger RNA of Paramuricea clavata, 3800 nucleotides long. The record is from the annotation of a GenBank genome assembly. Lineage: Eukaryota; Metazoa; Cnidaria; Anthozoa; Malacalcyonacea; Plexauridae.